CUACUUUCGAUUUAUCUACUGUCACCUAAAAUGAACAAACACGAAUGGGAUAUAAUUCGAAGAAACAGGGUUUUUAUUCAUAAGAAUGUCUCUAAUAUCAACGAAGUUGCCGAUUUACUUUAUGAAAAGGGGAUUCUGACUUUGAACCAGAAAGAAUGUGUCGCGUCCCAGCCAGUUGACAGAAGAGCAUAUGAGAUGCUUGACAUAGUGGUGAAGAGAGGACCGCGGGCCUUCCCUUGUCUGGUGGAGGCUCUACGCGAAACUGAAAAUCCAGCGGCAGCUAAUCAAUUGGAGGGAAAUGCUGGAUCCACCACUGAUCCAAACAAAACCAAAACAGACACAAAGCCAGACCCUCCCAAUAAACUCCCCACACACCACCAAGGGGUACCACCAUCAGAGGACAACAGUUCAUAUGUUGAAUGGAUGGAUGAUGUAGAACUGACUAAACUUGAAGACAACUUUAUUCGUACUGAUCCCAAGUUUGUGAUGGAGAUGAAAAAACUUCACGAUGAACAUAUGUACAAUAUGACAGGAGAUAAGAGUAAGCGUGGGAAGUGUUUGAUGAUAGACAGUAUCCCCAAUGACUUCUGUCAGCAGGGAGAAUGUCACACCAUUGUUGACUCCAGUAAAACUCUGAUACACCAAACCCUCAAACAAUGUGGCUUCAAGUGUAUCUACUACACCCGGAAUAGUGGAACCUCUCAGACAAUAAAAGAGAAGAUACUUCAGGAGAUGAACAAGCCGGACCAUGUACAGUACUCCUCCUUUCUUGUGAUAUGUGUGACCACUGGCCCUAAUCCACAAUACAUAUAUGGCAAAGAUGGUGAGAAGGAUUGCUUGCCAAUCCAGGAAAUACAGGAUAUGAUGUCAGAAUGUGAAGCAUUUAGUAACAAGCCAAAGAUGUUAAUGGUUCAUACUGUGCCAGAGUCAAGCUUGAAAUGUGAUCACAGCUUCCCAUUGGCUGAAGACAGGGAUCAAAGGUUAAGUGACUCCAUGCAGUACCUGACUUUGGAAGCGAAGGACACCAGUUCACUGAAUGGUGGGGACCUGUUUGUUGUGUCUGUGCGACUAGAACCAGGUAUUAGUUUCCUGGUCAAAAUUCGAGGUAAGACAGGAGCGUAUUUCAGUAAUGCAUUAGUCUAUGUGUUGCUGAAGCAUGCUGCCAACCGAUCCUUUCUGGAAAUGACAAAAGAGAUGGAUAGGUUGUUUGAGUCUUGUGAGUACGAGGGUGAGGACAGUGUGGAUGCCAAUCCCUACAACAAGCGAGUUCAUCGGCGAGUGAGAGUGGCUCGACUGACCAUCCUGACAAAGCCGGAGAAAGAACUCUUCCUCUUCCCCCAGUAUGAAGACACAGGAACACAGGUGUCUGGUUAGAUCUAGGAGAGAGAGUACCUCAUAAUGUAUGCUCGGAAAUCAGAGGAAACACACUGGAAACAGAUAUGAAAUUACAUAUAUUGGUGUAAAACAGGGAGAGCCAUUCAACCCUGUGUUCUAACAGCCUGGCAGCCUCAGUAUCAAAUCCUGACUUUCUUCUGUAGACUUUACGAACUGUGAUAAUUUCAUUUAGACUUUUAAGUUUUAAUCUGUAGUUUUUUUCCUCAUUAUUUGUAAAUUUCAUGUCAACAUGCUAAUAAUGAAUACUCCACAUGAUAUUGA
Magallana angulata is the source of this 1656-nucleotide messenger RNA. Its product is annotated as caspase-2-like. The transcript is spliced from 10 exons. Gene Ontology annotation, biological process: regulation of apoptotic process; proteolysis. NCBI's taxonomy places the organism in Eukaryota, Metazoa, Mollusca, Bivalvia, Ostreida, Ostreidae. The record is from RefSeq and is a predicted model, not a curated record. Gene Ontology annotation, molecular function: cysteine-type endopeptidase activity. Bases 31 to 1374 code for a protein of 447 amino acids.